Molecule: messenger RNA, 8894 nt
Organism: Toxorhynchites rutilus septentrionalis
Lineage: Eukaryota; Metazoa; Arthropoda; Insecta; Diptera; Culicidae
Gene: Nhe3
Product: sodium/hydrogen exchanger 7
Exons: 14
Coding region: 162-2282 (706 amino acids)
Biological process (GO): proton transmembrane transport; regulation of pH; sodium ion transport
Cellular component (GO): membrane; recycling endosome
Molecular function (GO): sodium:proton antiporter activity
Source: RefSeq, a predicted model, not a curated record
CAAACAACCAGUGAAAAAAUGAAUUAUUUUAGCAUCUUCGUCGCGAAUAGAAUAUUUCUCUUUUAAUAACAGUCGAGUCAUCGAAUAGUUCAACGGGUGGAAUAUAUCCGAACGGCGUAUUCGCUUACGCGAAGCGCACAGUGGAAGGGCGGGGAAUCAAUAUGAGUUCUGCAAGUGUGAAUCCCCGGAAAGUUCGUUCCGGGCUGAGUGUUUAUUUUUUACUCAUUUGCACACUGGUUCUGCUGGGCCGUAACUGUUGCAAUGGUGAAUCGACUGAUAUAGAAUUAGAUGCAAAGGCUAAUAAGAUCCAUCAGAUAGACAGCCUGAAUUUGCUGCUGUAUACGUUCCUGCUAACGUUGACCGUCCUUACGAUUUGGCUGUUCAAGCAUCGGCGCGUUUCCUGGCUGCACGAGACAGGAUUAGCCGUGAUCUAUGGUCUCAUCGUAGGUGCCAUAAUCCGAUAUGCAGGCACCACCACUCCGAUCAUCCACGUUUCCGUGGACCCCCAACCGGACACUCAAUUCAACCAGAGCCUUCCACCGGAUACGCUAUGGCUGACGUUCCCCGGUAAGCUGUCGCACGAAGCGAAUUCGCCCACCCGGGCUAACAAAACCUACUCGUACAGCUUCCGGGGGGAGGUUGCAAAGCUGGAAGAGAACGAGAUUGAUCUGAAGGCCACCUUCGAUCCGGAAAUUUUCUUCAACAUCAUCCUACCACCGAUAAUAUUCCACGCCGGGUAUUGCCUGAAGAGGAAAUACUUUUUCCGCAACCUGGGAGCCAUCCUAACCUUUGCCAUAAUUGGAACAACGUUGUCGGCCUUCCUAAUCGGGGCACUGAUGUACGGAUUUGUGCAAAUGAUGCCGAAGCUCAGUGGCAGCUUCACGUUCCUGGACACGCUGUACUUCGGUGCUUUGAUUUCACCGACGGAUCCUUUGACUAUAUUAGCGAUAUUCAGUGAUUUGCACGUCGACGUGAAUUUGUAUGCUUUGGUUUUCGGCGAGAGCGUCUUGAACGAUGCAGUUUCGCUUGUGCUUAGUGGUGCUAUUCAAAAUUACGGGGAGCAUUAUUCAAGUACUGGUGACUUUGAAGGACACGCUUUACUUAUGUCUUUGGGAGAUUUCUUCAGUGUAUUUUUCCUGUCGCUAAUCAUCGGUGCCUCGAUGGGCUGUAUCACGGCACUGAUGACCAAAUUCACCCACAUUCGCGAUUUCCCCUUACUCGAAUCAGCACUGUUUGUAUUGAUGUCGUACAGCACGUUCCUGAUAGCGGAGGCUGCCGAGCUGACCGGUGUCGUUGCCGUUUUGUUCUGCGGGAUCUGUCAGGCCCAUUACACAUACAACAACCUGUCCGAUGAUUCGCGAACACGAACGAAGCAAAUUUUUGAGUUGCUAAACUUCCUCGCAGAGAAUUUUAUUUUCUCCUACAUUGGCGUAUCAAUGUUUACCUUCCCCAAGCACCACUUCGAUCCGCUGUUCAUCUCAAGCGGAUUUAUUUGCGCCGCGAUUGGUCGGGCAGUAAAUAUUUACCCACUCUCGGCGCUUCUGAACAUCGCUAGAAAACCAAAGAUUUCGUGGAACUUCCAGCAUAUGCUUUUCUUUGCAGGUCUCAGGGGAGCAAUGUCAUUCGCUCUAGCGAUCAGGAACACCGUGUCCGAUGCGCGACAAGCCAUGCUUACUACUACUUCUCUCAUUGUAAUCGCCACCGUGAUCAUUCAGGGUGGUGCAUCGAACUUCCUGUUGAACUGGCUGAAGAUACCCGUUGGAGUCGAUGAUGAAACCGAAGUACUACCAUACCAGGGAGUGAGAAGUGUGUACAAUUCCAUGGAGAAUACAGCCGGGUCUAUCGACGUCGGUUUAAAUCUCAGUCAGCUGCAAGUCAAUAGAAGGACUAGUUCACUGGACCUCGAGACUCAAGAUAGCGAAGGAGCAACCACUCCAGGCGGAACUAGAAGAGGAAACGAGAAAGCUGUGUUAGCCCGUGUGUGGGGCAAUUUUGACACAAGAUACAUGAAGCCUUUGCUGACCCAUUCACGGCCUACACUACUGGAAACAUUACCAGUGUGUAUGAGUCCCAUCGCAAGGCUUCUGACAACCACCGAGCAGCUCACCCAGGAGGGCCCAACGAGACGUGCCGACUCAGACUCGGAUCUGUGCAUUGAUGACGAUGAUCGCACAUCACGGGGCGAUGGCAGUCUUCGACGCAACUCAAUCAACCGCAGUGCCGCUCAAGAAGCGAACGAUAGCCUGCAUUUGUGUCAUACAUUAGGCAAUAAUUUUAUGUAAAAUAGCGUCUACACGAAGCGGUUGAGGUUCCUUCCUUGUAAGUUUUGGUUUGCAUGUUUUUAGUUUUGUAGCUUUUUCUUUCGCCCCAUUUCGAUUGGUUUUGUUUGUAAAUUAGUUUCGUUUAUUUCUUUUCGUUUAUUGUAUCAUUUUUGUUCCUUAAUUUCAGCCCAAAGUGAGAAAACAGUAGGGUAUGUCUAAUUAUUUUUUUGAGCCGUUUGAGACAAUAUCAAGAUAGAGAGCGAAUGGAAAUGAUCGAAUCAUGUUCUUUUUUCCUAAAGGCGAACGCGAUUAUAAGUAUUAUUUGGCCAAAUAUGUAGAUAUUUGUAUAGUUUAUGUAAGCACUUGGAUUCAGUUUAAAAACGUUUAAUAAUAAGGAUCGUUACAAUAUCGCAGAUACAGGCAGGAUAUAAUCAUGAAAGAAGCAUGAUCAAAUUACGUUACAUUAUCUCUACUUCCCUUUAGAUCGGUGGUACUCAACCUUUUUUUUCAGAGGGGCACAAACACAAAAUAAAGUAAAGAAGGGUGGUGUAUAAGACACGACCGCAUUGUUAACGUAGGGCUGCGAAAUUAUAAAUAGCGAGAAAAAAAAUAUUAUAAAAAAUCAAGAAUUAAGCUCUUUACUAUAAACAAUUCGUAGCACUGACAAGGACUACCAAAUGAAUGAAUGAUUUCACUGAGUGAGGGGCGUGAAAGUUCCGCGAAGUAAAGAAAAACGCCAAUUUGAGUAGAUUUUAAAAUUAACUCUCAAAAUUAACAUGCACUGUUGAUUGCUCGCUGUCUAGAGCAGUGGUGGCCAGGUAUAGACAUGGCCGCAUCAGAAUUUUCAUUAACUUUUAUUAAAGGUAUAAAAGUAUCCAGAAUUAAUAUUUUUGGCAAAUUAUUCACGUAGAUUCGAAAUCGCUGAGGCUAGUCGUUACUCACUGCAGAUUCUCGAUGGAGUUCUUUGACGAUUGAUAAUUCCAAUCAGAACUCCACAGUCAUGCUCCUCCAACUUGACCCAAAGUAAAUAAUCCGAUGGGUUGGCAAAUGGCCAAUCAUUUGCGGAAAUGAAAUCUGGUAGGUUUGUGGCUAGUCUCGUUUUUUAACUGUUCUAGGAGUUUUCUGAAUCGUUCCAAACAUAUCCGCUUCAAUAUGGGCGUCAAUUAUUGACUCACACAUCGAUGUUCGCACCAGUUAAUUUAUAUAGUUGAUUUCGACUGAUGAACGCUUUUGUUUCCGAAGAAAAUUGCGUUGAACGCGUUCAUGAAUAACAUAGAUAACAUCGUGCAGUCGUACCGACCUCGGACGUCCCUAUUUGGGCCUAUCGCCCACAUCAGCUGUUUCUUUGUACUGUUUUAGUGUACGAAAGAUGAAUCGUUCAUUGAUAGAAAACGGUUUGGGCAGUUCGUAGAUAUGUUUUGACGUUUUCCCGCACUUUAAUAACGUGACAAUUGACACCGUUUCGAUUUCGCUCGAACUUCUUUCCUUGAACCAUUUUAUCUAAAUCAGCUUGAAUGUGAAAGAUAGCGAUGCAAAGCUUGUUUUCCAAAUGACUGUCAGUGAUUUGAUCCUUGACUUUGAUUUCACUUCUUUCAGAACUGAAACAACUGCUAACAAUUUGUGGAUUCAAACAAAGAAGUAAUAAAAUGAGCAUGUUUUAUCAGUUCUGAAAUCGCGCUAGAAAGAAGAGCUAGUAGCUAGUAGUAAUCCAAGACAUCAUGGUUGGCCACCACUGGUCUAGAGCGACACUGAAACACUGAACUUCCUGAAUAAACAAGUUGUUUCUCUGUAUCUCUUAGUGAAAUCUCAUUUCCAAUACUCCUAAAGCAACGCUCCAAAGAACACUCAGAACAAGUGUCUUAGAAUAUCAACAAAUAUCCACGAGUAACGAAUAUGAUUUGUUUCAGUGUUAAUGACUUUCAUUCAGCUUGAAACUCACUGCCCUCAUUAUAUUGAUGACAAUAACAAACGAGUUCAUUUUGUUCAUAUCGGUAAUGCAUGAACAAAUUUGCUAUGAUGAAUGUAUGCGGCCUUGAGUAGGGUUCAUAACUUCGCUGGUAUUUAUACUUUGAAUGUCAAAAGCAACAAAUUGAUAUUCAUCACAUUCGAAACGAAAUUCGUUCUGGCAGUGAAUUUAUUUGGCGAGACGGUACCAACGGCAUAUGCAGAACGGAUGCAAUGAGUGGUUGUAGCUAACGUCAAGUGAUUUGCGACAUCGGGAACAGCUGAUAUUCAUUUGGCUAAAAUGAAAUUCAAUUCCGACGUCUUCAAUAAUCAAGACGAAAAUGACACUGGGUGGAAAAAUAAACUUCAAAACAUAUUGAAGAACAAAAGUUCAUUUGCUCAUGUUCACUGGUUGUCUGGAUCUGUCAUUUUGAUUUUCGUUUGGAAUAUUUAGGUUUUCGAUGCAACCUAGCCCGAAAAUAUAUGCAUUUGAGCAUAGCGAAGAUGAUUUUUGUCAACACUGCUCAGAGCGACCACAGAAUAUCCGAACCGAAUCGGGUUUGUGGUGGGGUUGCAGCGUUGACAGCCUCCGCCGCGAAAUCAAUUUCCAUCUUCAGUUUUCCACCGAAAAACGCAGUUCUCACCGCUGAAAAAUACCUUCUUUACUCCGGCUUGCAGUGUGUUGCAUUUUGACAACGCCAGUUUUAACCCGGAAGCAAUGCACGAAUUCACGGAAAUUAAUUGAUGAACACCGGGUUCAUUUUUCUGCCAUCGGAAGCCACCAAUCCAAAAACCAUAACGCUAGCAGGAAGCUUGAUCAGAUACACGUUUCUAUGCUCGGGCAUGUCUUUUGCCGGGAGAGAACGAGGUUCUGGAAUUCGGUAUUCGGUAUCAGAAUUUGAUACGGGAUCCAGGGUAAACAUGUUCUCGAUAGUGAACUUAGAAAAUCGGCUUCUUUUACUCACAGCCUAUUCUGAUAUGAAUUAUAACUUUCGUGCAUGCAAAGAGAAUCAAAGCAUUGUAUGCACUUGAGAAACGAGAACCUUAUCUAUACGAUGGCACAAACGUUAGGGAUAAUGGGGGCAAAGUCACCGGCUUGUUUGGUAAGGUGAAUGAUUUUGGUUUGUCCAGUCGCAAAUAUGAUCAUGGUUUGUCCACUUUUUUGAAUGCUCGAAUUCAGCACACCUUUGUCAAAUCAGGUAUUCGAAUGUUUCAAAACAUAUAAAUGAAAUUGUCUUUUUCAUGAUUCACAGUAGUUUUAAAGUAUAUUUUAACGGAAUCACAUGUUUAAAAGGAUUAUGAAAUACACCUUCUAUUGGUGUCAAUGCGUCCCUCAUUCGAGCUAACUUUCAAUCGAUCACCAGAUGAUUAUUUCGCACGUAUUCAGACCUUUUCUGGAUUAUAACACUUACAAAUAUUGUAAACAUCAUUUUUGCACAGCAUUUGUAUCAGAUUUACAUAGCUAAACCAUUAAAUUAAUGCUUUUUGAUGAACUCAAUUCUGAUCAUGAGUUGUCCAAUUCAACAAUGUUGUUUUGUCCACAUGAUUUCUGUGGCAACCGCUUGGCGCGCUGAAGUUUGUUUAUGGUGUCCUUUGCGCAUAGCAGAAAUAAUGUUUCUCUGUGUUGAAUGUGUUGAGGUGAACACUUUUAAAAUGCCCAGGAAAAGGCAAUGUUCUGAAGAAAGCCUAAAUUAUGAAUGGAUCAAUAUGAUGACAGUAAACUCAAGCAAUGAUAAAUGCAACAUCUACUUGAGAAUUCGAAUAUUUGGUGAUUUCUAAAACCGGAUUUACUAGUUGCGUAAAAACAUCCCAAAUCGGAAAAACCGAGAUCACUUGCUCUAGUAUAACUAUUGACUAUUGAUACCGUACUGAGAGUCAUCUUAUGUUUGAAGAAUUUCAUCACUUUUGAGUCACCCUGUACUUCAGUGGAGCUGUCGCUUGUCAAAAUAUAAAUAUAAACAAAAAUCGCUUUCUCGGUGGCCAUUCGGUCGUAGUUUUGUGCGUUUCGAAAGGAAUUUCUAUUGAAAUUUAGUUUAUUCGACCUGAUAUUUCCGACAAAUCAACAGUUUGGACGACUGUUCACAUAUUUUAGGAGAAGUGAACACAUAUUUUGUUUUUCAGCGAUUAUUUCCAUAGAAAUUGUUUUGUUUUUUGUUUUAAUAUACGUAACCCGCGAAAAUUCAAAAUUCACGAUAUUUUUUGAACAUACUUCGUACAUGUACCUACAAGUUUCCUCCUCAUUAAAAAAAAAAGAUCGAUUUUUCAAAGUUUUACUGUAACUGUAAAAUGUAUUAUUUUACAACUGUAAAAUUUUUUAUUUCAAUUUUCAUAAUAAAAUUCGCUUGCUAUCUUGAACAGCAAUAAGUUGAGCUACAAUAUUCUUCGAAAAACUGAAAUUGUAAUGGUAUGUGCCACUUUCCCCCAUUUUCCCUACGGUAUUUUGGAAUGCAUCAAAAUUUAAAUAAAAUAACUUUAAAGUCGAAAGUUUUGGUGGUCCGUUGGAGGGUUCUGCAGAAGCAGUUAAAGAUGGGUGAUUCAUGAUUCAUACUUGUUCCUGCGAGAACAAUACACGAGAUUUAUGCCCUUAUUGCCAAUGUACGUAGCGCACUGCCUCGCAAAUAUUCUUCUCGUGCUAGACACAGUGCGGCCCUAAGCGAUUACAUUUUGUUCCUCCCACCAGCGUUAUUUUUUUGAUAACGCUUUGUGCGAGUGAUUCAAUCAUGCGCAACGAAUCUUCACAUAUUGACUUCUGUCAGUUCAAUAAAAGUUCAUUUUGGAUGUCACUUACGUGCAAUAAUUCGCAUUCAAAGCAGUUUUUGUGCCAUGUAAAUAGGUUUUUGGGUCAUUAAGUAACAAACUUCGUUCAGCCGUCAAAAACAUAUUAAUACUCGAAUCCUUGCACCCCAAACGUAAGGAUUUCGUUUCCGAAGUUUUAAACUUGCAACCUUGUACAGAGGCGGAAAUGAUGUGAUGCAAAAAUACAGAAGCACUCUCAAUCAUACGACAUGAAAUUUGUGCCUGCGGUGCCUCCACCGAAUGAAAUUGCAAUACUGUGCGCGAUAUCUAUCUUUCAUUAUUCCUUUGCAUCGAGCGAAACAACUGUGUCAGACCUUAUCAUUGAAAAAUACUGCUGUCUGCCAUUUGACGCGAGACUGUGGCUUGAAUAAUGAUGAUCAUUGUUCAAAUCACAGAGCUUUUCAAAUUUAUCAGUUCAUUCGCGUUGAAAAAGGCCAAUUUGGAAAAUCAAACUAAACUCUCUCUGUCUUCAGGUCGCUGGCUGGAUGACUGAUGAAUCGUGGAAUAGCUAAUAGCUUGUUCAUACACAAUAAAUUGAAAACGAGCAGAGCUUGAAAUGCAAUAUUUUCUCUAUCCAUAUUGUCCGUGAAACAAACGUUGCAGUUGCUAUUUCUUUUUCAUAAAAACGAGUCCUGUUUUCUGAUUUGGCACCACUACUGGAAGACGUAGUCCUACGAAAAAAAAAAUGGUUAUGAUUUGUUAGAUUUCCGUUAUUGUUACACAUUAAUUUGGUAGUAGCCCACGGGCCACAGGUUGAGUAUCAGAUAGUACCGAAUAAGUAUCAUAUGUUCCUUCUCGCUGUUAGUAGUGUAACGUAAUUCGUGGAUGUUUCUAAGCAGUAUUGUGAAAAUCGUUUCAAUGCACAGUAAGCUUGUUGCUCAUGUUCCAAUCUCGUACAUUAAGUGUGAGCUUUUUUGUGUGUUUACAUCAGAUUCGUACUCCUAAUAAUGAGUGAACACUCACACACGUUGAUUUCUCUCGCAAACUUUCAAGCAGAGCUAAUUGACUAAUUUGUGUAGUUUAUGUGGGUGAAAUGCCAUCGGGUUCAUAUUUUAGUUGUAGACAAUUGAUUCAAUUUCCUUGAAAGAUUUGCACAAAUGAGCGGAAGUCAGCUUUACAACUUUCGUCCAAAUUUCGUAGCACCAUUGUGCUUGAUUGACCAUUGGAAGUUACGCAAAUUCACCAAUUUAAGAAAUCGGACGAAGCUUAUUGGAAUACGAAUAUUGCUUCGAAGUAAUUUUCGGACCGUAAUCUUAGCAAUAAUGCUGCGGGUGGAGAAAGUAUAGUGUGCCAAUGUUAUAUAAACGUAUUCAUCGAAUGUUAAUUUGAACUGUUAAUAUUUUAUUUUAGUGGAUGAUUUUAGUUUAUUUCAAAGACUAGUUAUAUUUAUGUAAUGAUACAGCAUCACAGUCGAUUACAGUUCGACUCGGACAUGUGUUGAUAAUGGUGAAAUCGUCUGUGAUGGAACACAAUAUAUAGGCUUAUAGUUUGUUUAAACCGUACUUAAAUGUUAAGUUUUAAUUUGUUCUCUCUUUAGAAGGCUAGGGAUAGCUUUGCUCUGAUCAUAGAUUUUGGUAUGAGUUUCCCGUAAAGAGCUAAACUUCCUCUAAAAGGUUGGAUCCCAAAUGAGCAGCAUACCACGUUUUAAACAAAAAAGAUCUUGCGAAGAUAGAGUUCUUCUAGAAUAGACCAAAAAUUGUUAUCACGAAAAGGAAUCAGUCCAAUGUUUGAAAAAGUGACUUGUUAGGAAAAAAAUGUUUAAACAAAAAUUGAAACACGGAUGCUAUUUUCAUCAAGCAUGAAGGGAUUAUUUUGAACAAUAACAAAACACGACAGACGAGUGAAAAUUUGCUAUAAAUAUAACAUCAUGUAUGAAAUGCAUUCAUCCAUUUA